Molecule: messenger RNA, 336 nt
Organism: Anthostomella pinea
Lineage: Eukaryota; Fungi; Ascomycota; Sordariomycetes; Xylariales; Xylariaceae
Source: the annotation of a GenBank genome assembly
AUGACGACGGAUUACAUACUAGACACAGGUCUACAUCCGCAGAGAUGGCAUAGCAGUAUCUGGAUCCUUCUACUCACGACCCUGGCGACGGUCUUCUUCCAGGUCUUCCGGCGGUCCACCCUGCCGAGUAAUGCGCCGAAGUGGUUUAAGAACGGCGACUGGCCGGUCAUGGGCACGCUGCGCUUCUAUAAGACGCGCGGCGACUGGUUCAUCGAUGCGCUGCGUAGCUCGCCCACGGGCAACUUUAGCUUCUAUGUCGGCAAGAAGCAGGUCGUGGGGCUUUCGGGACCCGAGGGUCGGAAGACCUUCUUCGAGAGUCGGGAUCUCAAUUUUUGA